CCCCCGCCGGUGAACGGCGUAGCGGGUGUCGUAGGGGCGGCUGGGGCAGCCGGCGAAGUAAAACCACCACCACCUGUACCUGUUAAAGAGGACAACAGCGGUGCACCCCAACAGCCUCCACCUAGUGGACCUCAGGUACCACCACCAGCGGGUGCCCCACAUCCAACCGCCCCUGGUGCCCCGACCGCGGCCAGCUUCAGUCCACCCCCGCCUCCAAAUGGCGUGGAUCAACAGGCUAUCUCGGAGGUGUUUCAGGCAGCAGUAGCAGCUGCAGCGGCUGCAGCUGCAGGUGGCGGUGGUCAGCAACCGGCUCCAACGCAAGCCGGAAACGAGAGCAACCCCGAAGGUGCCGUCGAAGGCAACGCUUUGGUACCUGUCACAUCCGGUGCCACCACACCAGCGACCGCGACACAGGGCACCGACCUGAAAGGUCAACCAAAGCGCCUUCACGUCAGCAAUAUACCUUUCCGUUUCCGAGACCCUGAUCUCAGGGCAAUGUUUGGGCAAUUCGGGCCAAUCCUCGACGUGGAAAUCAUAUUUAACGAAAGGGGAAGCAAGGGAUUCGGUUUUGUAACAUUCGCAAAUAGUGCUGACGCGGACCGGGCACGUGAGAGGCUACACGGCACCGUGGUUGAGGGCAGAAAGAUUGAGGUGAACAACGCGACAGCGAGGGUGCAGACGAAAAAACCACCGACGGUACCCAACGUAUGCGUACAAUGGCCAGAGGGUAGGUGCUUCCACGACGUGCCUGAAUCGGCACUGCUGAAUCUCUACUUCGAGAUCCCCGCGGCAUUGAGAGGAGUCGCCAUCCAACGAGGAAGAGUAGGUGCUGCGAGGGCGGCUUUCCCGACUAGUGCAGCAGCUUUGGCCCUCGCCAGGAACCCGGGGCCACUUGCAGCUGCUGCUGCAGCCACGGCCCUGCAUCCCUUCGCUCCCGCCGUUUAUUACGACCCGUUCCUAGCAGCACACGCAGCGACGCAGGAUCCCAACUACAGGCUACAGCUGGAAUGGCCUCAAGCAACAGCUGACGCUAAAGCACCCGCCCUGGAGGCCGCGGCAGCAGCAGCUGCAGCGUCACCAUUGCUGAAGACACCCCUCUCGACGGCUCAGCAGGCCACCUACGCAGCUGCAGCGACCUACACGGCAGUGGCUGCGCGCGCAUACGGCGCAGCUGCAGCUGCGGCACAACCGGUCGCAGGAUAUGCCGCAGUCGCGGGUUACGGGCGUGAAUACGCCGAUCCCUACCUUGGACAUGGUAUUGGACCAGUAGCCGGCUAUGGGGCGACAGUGUACAGGGGUGGCUACAACAGGUUCACGCCGUACUAAGGUUCGAGAGACAGCGAAGCACGAGCCUUCCAAGAGUACAUACUCAGCCGAACAUGACCAGAAGAAAUCGACACAAUCAUCAUCCUCAUCCGCCAUCGAUCACGAUCACCCCACGAAGCGAUGCCUGGAUCGUCCGCGCAUGCUGACGCUAGCCUUCUUCGUGGCUCUCGACGCGAAACAGAAAUGACUCUCAUCUACGAAAUAAUCAUCGUUAAAUCGGAGCUCGAACAAACUCGAAAACAGUCUUCUGAACGGACGAAACGACAGCCAGAGUUUCUCCCGUUGGCGGAGGAAGACGAACAAAGGGACCCCUCGACAAUUGGAAGGAAAAUAACCGAACAAGUUCGACAAGCUACGCGGAAGAAGAUCAAAGGAAUAGAGAAUGAUAUAUACGGAGACGCCUCGAAUUCGAAACGGAUUUAAAACGUGCCUCGAGUUCGAGAUAGUUCGAGAUAGGGGUUGCGAACCGCACGACAAAGGCUUGCUCGAAACGUCGUCGAACUUUUGGAAGCCAUGAUCGAUAAUCGUGGGAGGUAAACGUGGAGAGACGAGGAAAUUGAUAAACCGAAUUACCCUGACAAAGAGGAACGGUUCAAUCGAAUUUCGGCUUUUGGGACAUGCUAAACAUUCCGCUUCCAUUAGCGGAAGAAUACGUUAACACUUUGACAAUUGCUGUCACGUAUUUUUAACGCUUAGCUUCAUUACUCCUUUAUUGGUAAAUACUUUCAGCAACCAUCUCUGAAUUUAAUAAUUUUAUAUGCAGUCUAUAGUAUUAAUUUAAAAGUACAAUUUUCUGGCCACCAUUUGCAUUUAAUGAAGUGUUCAUAAAAUGGCGCCGUUAACGCCAUAACCUCUUCGAAAAGAAAUAUGAAAUGUCAGCAGUCAAAGUGUUAAUAAAAGGUUAAUAAAUGAGGAUCAAAUGAGGUCCGUUUCGAAACGUUUUCGACCAGUUUGAAUUCCGAAGGAACACGUCAGACUUGUUCGUCUCGAGUUCGAAAGCCGGCAGCCAUUCCGACUCUGAUUAAAAGCGAGGGAAUGUUAUCGAAUAUAGCCGGUGUACGUGUAUAUAUACGUGUGUAUAUACAUAUAUAUAUAAAUAUAAUAAGUAGAUAGAUAGAUAUAGGUAAUUGAUCUCUUUAGAAAUCAAUUGUAAUUAUGCAAUUCGUUGCUCGUGCACGUCUCAAUCGUUGGGGUUUUAGAUGCGUCCGGGGUAAGUUUUAUCGCGAACGGGGUACAUUUUAAAUUGUGUAUGAACACAAACGUUGUGCAAGAAAUGAUGGAUUUUGUACAUAAUUUGUUCGAUUUCAUUGGGCCGCGUCGUUGAAAAGCGAACGCGGAGUCGUUCUCGUAUACGAGUUAAUUCGCGGUUUUUCGUUAUUUUUUUGUAUCGCUUUUAUUUGUAAUUCUUUUUUUUUGAAUCAAUGAUCGUCUCUCGGAUAAACGCGUUGGUGUAACUAGAAUUGCGGAACUAAAUUACCUAAUCUUAGGUAGAAUGUCAAAAAAUCGAUUUGAUAAUGGGAUUUCGAAGAUUUAACAUUUGGAAUCUUGGAAAAUAAAAGUUUAAGAUCUUAUCCUGAUCUAGUUACGCCAAUGGUCAGAGAUUAAUACGCGGUUAGGUGAAAGAAAAUGGAGAACUCUCGCAAAUGGCUGCCGGAAAAGGAACUCCUCCUUCGUGUCGACUGGAACUUCCGGAAGCGACACUCGGUGAUCCACGACAGACGAUAGACCAUUUCUUUUCCUUUUUCUUUAGUUAGAUAGCCAAGAGAGAGGCGACGAGAGCAGCGAGGCAGUUACGCGUGUCCGGUAGAGUUUCUAUGCCAAAUAAGUGUAUGUGUGUGUGUGGAGCAUGUGUGUUUGUGUAAAUUUGUGAAUCGAACCAUGACCGAGUGAUUCGAAUAAAUAGCUUCGGGUAGAAGAAAACCUUGAAGAGUCUGAUUGACAGUCUACCGAUUCCUGAUGAAGAUUACGGAACAGCAGCUUCUCUAAAUACUCACACCUUGUCCACGCUUUAACAAAAAGUAGAGGCAGCCUCUUCUCUAAUUACAGGUAGAGAACUUUUAGGAACGUACUUGAACAAAUUUAGUAGUAGAUAUAGCGAAGCAAGUUGGACGAGGUUUCUUUGCUCUCUUAUUUUGUGGAGGAGUUUUUGAUGGAGGAGUUGAAAUCAUUUUAUAUGAAACAUUCAUAUUUUUACAUCAUUUAUAUUUUUCUGCUUCUAAGUCUAAAUUAAAUAUCAACCUCUGACAGUGUGUCAGUUUCUGAUGUGAAAUAAUAUUCUGAAAUGUCAUCUUCAACAAUACAAAUACAGAACUUCCAUCGAAAGUAUUACAAGAUUACAAUUUCUCAACCAAAAAUGAAUCUCCACGUUCGCUAACCAUAAUUUUUGUCCAGGACUACGGUAGAAUUUAAUUAAAUUCAGAAGCUCAAAUCACGUGAUCGAGAAUGUCAAUAUUUUCUACAGACUGAUUCCUUAAAUUUAUUGAUCAAUCUCGAAAUAUUUUAUGUUCCUCAGCCUACAGUCUCUAUAACUAUUCAUUGUAAUGUACUUUAUUUCCUAUUUUAACUCUUCUUUGGAUCUCCAAUUUCGAAACAGUCCAAGACAUUUUGCUGGAAUCUCUCUGAGAUACAUAAACCUCCCUAGUCAAAGAAAGCAUACUUAAUCCAAAGGACCUCUACCGAAGAAGGGUUAAAGGACCAACCCUCGGGUUCGUCCAAUUUAAAGUUCCUGGAUUCGCUAUGUUCUCGAUCACCGACUUGUCCUUCGAGAGGUCAUGUUGCUUUUAAGGAAACAAAAAAUCGGCUAACACACGUACACACAUACAAGCACACACAGAGACAUAAAGAUAGAGUACUCCGAAGCAGGGGUAAACGCAAAAGGGAAAAUGGUACGCACAUUGAGCCGAGUGAGUGAUAAUCCCUGUUACAAGUUCUAGUUAAGUGGAGAUUUAUCGUAAUAAACAUAUACAUAGAUAUAUAAAUAAAUAAAUGAAUAAAUAUAUAUAUAGAUAAGUGGUUGCGUGAUUCGACGUGGAAGCGUGAGAUGGAAGGAAUGCUAGCGAACAAAGUGUGAAUGAAUUUUGAGAACAAGAAUAAAACGAGUAUAUGCGAGAAAGAAAGAGACGUAGGAAAAAGAAAGAUGGCGACAAAACGCUGGUGAGGGGUUGGGAUAAGGGAAGAUGGAAGGGAAUUACACAACAAAGAGUCGUGUGUGAAAUAGCCAAAUAUGACAAAGAUGUUCUUCACAAUCUUUUCGUUCUUUUUUUCGUUCUUUUUUUUCUACGUAGUUAGUUCGUGACAGAUUAGUUGGCUGUCGUCGGUUAUAUACGUUUUAACUCGUAAAUCUAUCGCUAGGAUAGUUAUAUAUAGGCUAGGAAAGAGACAGUGAAAGAAUAUUAAAAAAAAAAUAAUAAAUAAUCAUAUUCUCAUGGUUUUUUUGUUUCUCUCGUUUUGCGUGUGCGAGCGCCAGUACAUGUAAAUAAGAAAUUAGGGAUCGACCGUGGAAAUCGAUUUCGUCGAGCACAAAACUUGUUUUAAGAGCUAAGCCGAACAAUUCUCAGACAUACUCAUGAUUCUUGUAACGUUUAAAUUAACGAGCGUAGAUUUUAAUGCAGACUACAAACGACCGUAAAAAGAUGCUAGUGAUUUAUUGCAUCCACGCGAGGAAACUGGGCUGAAGGGACAAAUUGAUUCAGGAUGAUUCUUAAGAUUCGAUGUAGGUCAAACCACCUUGAUCGGUUAAAAAUACAUUCUCCAUUUGUAGCAAUUUAUUUCUAGCAAUGAAUGACAUUAACACAUUUAAAUGAUAUAAAAUUUAGUCUACAAUUUUUGUAAAAAAUUCUUUUAAAUAUGCGUUCACAUAUUUCAUGAAGUAAAUCAUUCUCCCAAACUGAACAACCGCCAUAUUUAUUUUUGAUGUAACAGAAAAUUUGUACAUAACAUGUAUUAAAUUUUUAAAUGAAAUUUCUGUUGCGUAGAAAUAAAUUUUCAAAUGCGAAGUUUUUGAGCCAAUCAAGAUGGUAUGACUUCAAAGAAAGCUCGUUUCCUCGUCAUUCGUUCUGCACGAUCGUUCCUCCUCGACUGAACGCUUUUUUGUUAUAAGUGCUCGAAGAUAACAUUGAUAUUAGAAAGGAUACGCCAAGACGGUUCAUCCUAGAGGAACGAGCGUGCAAGGACGAUGAAAACCGGGCAAAGAUCUAAUCCCUGUAUAUUGUACACUGUAAUUACAAUUUAUACUUUACUCGUAAUCGAUACCUUUAUCGGUAGGCUAUUACAACUAGUGGCUAGCGUAAGUCAAGCUCAAAUCUAGGCGAGAACCCAUCGUCUUAUUCUUCGUCACGAGUGCACAACUUCCCUUCUCCCCGUUGAUUCCUCCUCCUCUUGUUCCUUGACUCUUGGUUUCAUUCUUUCAGCGUGUUCGAGUGCGCAGGCCUAUCGUACACGAUUCUCGAUACUUUCUAUUUGUGUUCUCUUUGCCACUUUUCGUUACAUUGUAAUUGGCUACGCGUCGAAGCGACUGACCACAUAUUGUAUAUGUUUGCUGACCCGAUUCGACACUGUAAUAUUUUGCACAGAGUGUUUCGUAGAACACGAUUUGUUACAGAAUUCGAAAUAUUUGCACCAGCAAAAUUAUUU
Megachile rotundata (alfalfa leafcutting bee) is the source of this 5958-nucleotide messenger RNA. RefSeq names its product RNA-binding Fox protein 1. The record is from RefSeq and is a predicted model, not a curated record. Gene Ontology annotation, molecular function: mRNA binding. Lineage: Eukaryota; Metazoa; Arthropoda; Insecta; Hymenoptera; Megachilidae. Gene Ontology annotation, biological process: nervous system development; regulation of alternative mRNA splicing, via spliceosome. Gene Ontology annotation, cellular component: cytoplasm; nucleus.